AGCAACAGUCACCCGAAAUUUCAUUCUGACAUCGUUUGGAUUGUAAAAAAAUGUUCGGCCAGGUUCUUUCAGUAUUUGCAUCCUUUUGGAUAUUUUCUGCCAUUGCUGCGCCAAUGGAGAUGGAAGAGGGCGGUAUGAUGCCAGUGGAUAAUUUGACUCAGUCCUGUCUUGGAAAUUUGUUACCAGAAGAGCUUAAACCUCACUACAACACUUGCAUGGAAAAUAUGGGAGAAGUGGAGAAAGUUGAAGAACUUCUUCUGUGCGUCUUGAAAGCUCAUGGAUUGGUGCCCGAGACCGAGGAAGAAUCCAUACCGGCUUUCCCGAUGGUGGAAGUUGCUGAGGCUGAGCCCCAAGAGGAGCCUUUCGUAAUGGCUCACCAGGAAUGUUUAGCAACCGAAGACGUGAUCAAGGGAAAGAUUGAUAUGCUGAUGUCGUGUCUCAUAGAGAAAUUGAAGAUGAAAUGUGCCUCCAUGAACGAGGAGGAAAUGAUGGAGGAAGCAGUAGCUGAAAAAUGAAAUGAAGCUCCGAAGCCUGAGUUUUGGAGUAAAUCAAUGUAGAAAACACAUGUAGUUUUAAAUAAAAGACUCUUAUACCGA
Molecule: messenger RNA, 596 nt
Organism: Argiope bruennichi
Lineage: Eukaryota; Metazoa; Arthropoda; Arachnida; Araneae; Araneidae
Exons: 7
Coding region: 51-515 (154 amino acids)
Source: RefSeq, a predicted model, not a curated record